AUGGCCCACUCUGAGCCCAUCCACUACUGGGAGAAGGACAAGCAGAACGAGACGGAGAAGGUGAAGGUGCUGUUUGUUCCGGACACUUCCGUGCGUCUGAAGAACCUCACGGCCUACACCUCCUACCAGGUGAAGCUGUCGGCGUUCAACGCGGCGGGGGACGGCCCCAUGAGCGUGCCCCGGAAAGGGCGCACCCUACAGGCCGCUCCCGGUGUUCCGAGCUUCCUGGCGUUCUCCGAGGUGACGGGCAGUGCGCUCAACGUGUCGUGGGGUUCGCCGCUACAGCCCAACGGCGUGGUGGAGGGAUACCGCGUCGUCUACCAGCCCACCGCGCCCGUCCAAGGUGUGAGUAAGGUGGUGACGGUGGAGGUGCGGGGGAACUGGCAGCGCUGGCUGAAGGUGCGUGACCUGAGCCACGCCGUCACCUACACCUUCCGCGUGCAGGCCCGCACCGUCAGCUACGGCCCCGAGCUGGAGGCCAACGUCACCGCCGGACCAGUGGACGGGUCUCCUGGAGCGCCCUUACAGACAUCAAUCACCAAGUCCUCCUCAGCCUUGACACUCCAUUGGUCAGAGGGCAAUGAGGGGGCGGGACCGGUCACAGGCUACGUGAUCGAGGCUCGUCCAUCAGAUGAGGGAUUGUGGGACACGUUUGUGAAGCAGCUCCCCCCCAGCAGCACGUCUCACUCCAUCAGUGUGGAGCGCCUGCGGCCCGCCGUCAGCUACGAGUUCCGCGUCAUCGCCGUCAAUCGCUACGGCUACGGAGACCCCAGCCCCGCCUCCGCCGCCAUGUCCGCUCUGUCAGAGAGGCCGUUCUAUGAGGAGUGGUGGUUCCUGGUCGUCAUGGCGCUGUGCAGCCUCAUUCUGAUCCUGCUGGUGGUGUUUGGCCUGCUCCUGCAUGGACAGAACAGGAAGUACCGCAGCUGUGGAACAGGGAAGCACAUCUCCACCGUCGAAGAGGCGGUCACCCUCGACAACGGAGGCUUCACAGCGCUGGAGCUGAACAGCAGGCACCUGAACAUGAAGAGCUCCUUCCUGAAGAAGAACGGCACCAGGUCCCCUCCUCGGCCCAGCCCCGGGGGGCUCCACUACUCUGACGAGGACCUGUGCAACAACUACAACGGUGCCGUCCUCACAGAGAGCACCACGCUCACAGAGAAGGCUGGAGACCUGUCCGGGUCAGAGAUGACGGACAGCGACUACGAGGACGAGGCGCCCAAGCACUCCUUCGUCAACCACUACAUGAGCGACCCCACCUACUACAACUCGUGGAAGCGGCAGCCCAAGGGCCUGAAGACGGCCUCGUCCGCGCUGCUGGGGGGCGUGGUGAGCGCGCCCACGCCGCCGUUCGGCUACGAGGAGCGGGAGCGGCGCGGCAGCGGGAGCAACAACGGGAACGGCAGCGGGGCGAUCAUCGGCAGCAACGGCAGCAACGGCGGCGGCGGCGGGGGCGGCAGCGACGGGUACUACCAGACGGUGGUGACCCAGCACAGCGCGGGCGGCGUCUACACGCCGGGAGGCCAGCCGGCGGCCGCGGGCACGCGCACGCCCGUCACGGGCUUCUCGUCUUUCGUCUGA
Messenger RNA from Sardina pilchardus (European sardine), 1578 nucleotides. RefSeq names its product protein sidekick-1-like. Bases 1 to 1578 code for a protein of 525 amino acids. Gene Ontology annotation, molecular function: protein binding. The transcript is spliced from 10 exons. NCBI's taxonomy places the organism in Eukaryota, Metazoa, Chordata, Actinopteri, Clupeiformes, Clupeidae. Gene Ontology annotation, biological process: cell-cell adhesion. The record is from RefSeq and is a predicted model, not a curated record.